AUGCAGGACGCAAAGACGGCUUGGGUACGGCCAGCGAGGAGGAUAGUUGCUCCUCCAGCCGCCCCUGCCGCCACGCUGGCCCAGCCGGUGUCAGCUGGAGACCCUGGCUUCAGGCUGCUGCCCGAGGAAAACGCUUUCCGAGCCUUGCCCCAAGAGCCUCUGUUCAAAAGGCCACGCACCAGCCGGGACGCCCUGCCCGUGGGGGCAGGCCAUCUCCUCUGCCUGCCCUUCCCCAAGAGGCUGUGGAAAAUCGUCAACAGCGACCAGUUUGCAUCCAUUUGGUGGGACAACAAUGGCACUUGUAUGGGCAUCACCGAGAAGCUGUCUCAGAAGGAGAUCUUGGAGAGGGAUGGCCCCAACGAAGUGUCUGAAACGGGCUGUAUGAAGAGUUUCGUCCGCCAGCUCAACCUCUAUGGAUUCGGCAAACUGCGCCAGGACGUUCACACAUCCGUGAGCCUCACCCACUUUCUCACUGGAGGGGCACCUGUCCACGUCCUGAGCAAGUUACAGUUCUACAGGAGCCCCUUCUUUCAGAGAGACUGCCCGCACCUGCUGGUGAGGAUGAAGAGGAGAGUGGGCGUUAAAUCCACGUCAAGGCAGAUGGAGAGCGAGCCCGAAGCCCCGGCGUCCCCCCGGCAGCACCUAGAGCCAGCCCGCGACCAGAGGGAGUCCUGUCCUCUGCUGGGGACCAGCGAGAGCCGCUGAGCAGCCGACAACGGGGCAGCCCCACUGCCCGGGGCAGAAGCCAGUCGGCCCCUCCAGCCACGCUCGGGGCGGCGGCCAGGCCCACCCUGACAGAGUCGGCCCCAGGGUGCCCAGGCGCCCGUCACCCUCGCGGCUGAUGUGGCCGCGUCUGCGGCGUUCCCCUGGGUCUGUCUCCCCUGCCUUCCGUGCAGAUGCACCCUUGCAGGCUGCUGCUGGGCCUGGCCGCCGGGCCCCCCGUGCUGCUCCCCGAGCCCACCACGCAGCUCCCCGGGGCUGGGCUGCUGCCCGUGUGCCACCCCUGGGCGCCCAGCGUGGCUGCUGCGCCCGCCGCCCCCGGGACUGUGAUUCCUCAUCCCCCAAACCCCUUCCACUGCUGUCCGGACUGCCGCUGUUCCCCCGAAUACCUGCCACCUACCGACGGGUCCCCCGAGUACCCCCACUGCGCACACUACAGCAGCUAGGGGCGGUCUUGUCGUCGGGUAACAGGCAGGCCAAUAAAAUGUUUCAGA
This is a messenger RNA of Mirounga angustirostris (Northern elephant seal), 1214 nucleotides long. RefSeq names its product heat shock transcription factor, X-linked-like. Gene Ontology annotation, molecular function: DNA-binding transcription factor activity; sequence-specific DNA binding. NCBI's taxonomy places the organism in Eukaryota, Metazoa, Chordata, Mammalia, Carnivora, Phocidae. The record is from RefSeq and is a predicted model, not a curated record. Gene Ontology annotation, biological process: regulation of DNA-templated transcription. Bases 1 to 705 code for a protein of 234 amino acids. The transcript is spliced from 3 exons.